AACAACAAAGUAUCUGUAUCUGUUUUGUCUUGUCCCGGCCGAUCGAGGGAACUUAUUUGAACCGAAGCAGACUAAAGUAUGUACGGUUUGUAGCAUGUACGCACUUCAAUGUUGCCUUGCUCCGGCAUACAGAUUACUUUCCACUACCCAAGUACUCCGCCAUGCCACUCAGUUCAGCAAAGAUCAUUCAAAGUCUGAUCAACACAUUGUGAAGUCGUUCCGAUCGGGCCGUGAUCGAGCUGUGCCCUCCUCGCAAGAACUCAAUUUUAUUGGGUGAAAAUUGAGCUGAAAGGAAAACACAUUAGUAUCUUGCACUUUACACGCUAGCAAUAAGUAUCUGUACUUUACCGAGCGCGGGAAAAUUCAAACCGGUCGGGCGGGUUCUUCGAAGCUCGCAAAGGUGCCAUGGGGCGCAAUGUUCGGCCGAUCGACUAGGCAUGGUGAAUAUCACUCGGUGUGAUCUGUGGGAUCUGUAACCGAAAGUGUUUAUUUUUUUCGGUGGAGAGAGUGAAAAUCAAAUAGGAUAAGUACAUAACGCGAUUGUUUAUAGAACUCGAUCGUGUGAACAAGUGCGUGUAGCCGGGAGGAGAGCUGCGGUCGCGUGGGUGCAGCCAUUCAGUGAUCGUGCCAACAAUUUCUUGUACAUAUGUUCAUGGUGGUACUGUGGGCCGGCGAGGGGGAGUGAGGACCCUCAGAGUUCAUAGGAAACAUUGCAUAUGCAUCUUCAGGUACCUCUCGUGGACGAUCAUGAUCGGCAAAAAUGAAAGUGUCUCAGACAUAGUGCAACAAGUUUUCAACGGAUCCUCGCCACGUGAUGAAGAUCAGUUCGAUUUCCGCACAAAUGCCAGCCAGUAUGGACUGAGAAAUGUGAAUAGUGUUGGGGUGGAUGGGGGGUUGGAGGGUGACGACAAACUGAUCGUUGACAACUACUAUAUUUGGAUGUUUCUAGCAACGUUUGGAACUACAGGGAUUUUACUGAAUCUGAUGAUCAUUUAUGGAUUACUUCGAGCGAAAUGUAAUGGUGCACGCUACUACCUUCUCCAACUUGCUUUUUGUGACAUAGUAACCCUUAGUAUAUGUGGUCUUGAAUUAAUCUACAUAAAUUACCAAAGAUGGAUAGUAUCCGCAGAACUUUGUCCAGUCUAUCUAGGCCUGGAAUCGUUCACAAGCACAGCCUCAAUUUACUUCAUAAUCGCCUUGAACCUGCAUGCAAUAUCCGUGUAUAACCUCACGAUCGAUACAAUAGAAAGGAGAAACUUGGCCGAGAAUGAGUACACACAACUGGAAGCAGAUCCUGGGGAAAACGACAACUACGAAAUAGCGAUUGACGUACGUGAAAGACGAUCCCUCACUAUCGACUAUGGCCAACGGAAGCGGGGAAUCCCCGUUUUAUUGCCGGCUCUAUUCAUCUGGUUUCUGGGCGCUUCCAUGGCGAUCCCACUUUUUGUCUUUGGGAGUGUCAUACCCAGCGAAGCUGACCCGGUGAUCUGUGGAGUUAUGAAUUUUGACAGGCAUAGUAAUUUGAUUAUGCAAAUUUUCGUGGGUGUCAUACGAAUCCUAGUACCAACUAUUUGCCUCCACGUGAGCAUAGGUUGGGUUCUGUACAAAUUGCACUGUACAAAGAUGAAGCUGGAAUCAUGUGGCCUGGAGGAGAACGCCACGCACGUUUUGAAAUUAGCCGUUUUGCUGGCCAGCACUCUAGCGAUUUUCGGAAUGCAGAAAAUCUACGGAAGUCUAUUUUUCGAGAUAUUAUCGACGCCAUUCAUGCAUUUUAAGUAUCCGUUUAUGGACCGGACAAUUGGUAUUGCAUUUAGUUCGCUAAGUUUUGUAUUACCUGCUCUGAGGCCUGUGAUGUAUUUGGUCAUGGAUAGGCGACUUUUUGAAACGAUCUUUCGAUGUUGCCGGGGCAAUAGCAGAAAGAGUCACUUGGAAGCCGUCGAAGUGGAUUUCGAAUAGGAACUGUUAGAUAGUUUUGACUAAAAAGACUGAAUGUGUGCAAAUUGAGAAUAAAGUUAAGUGUGUGAAUUUUUUUA
Hermetia illucens (black soldier fly) is the source of this 2033-nucleotide messenger RNA. RefSeq lists its product as uncharacterized. The record is from RefSeq and is a predicted model, not a curated record. Gene Ontology annotation, biological process: neuropeptide signaling pathway. The transcript has 2 exons. Bases 748 to 1956 code for a protein of 402 amino acids. Gene Ontology annotation, cellular component: membrane; neuron projection. Lineage: Eukaryota; Metazoa; Arthropoda; Insecta; Diptera; Stratiomyidae. Gene Ontology annotation, molecular function: neuropeptide binding; G protein-coupled receptor activity.